AGUCCUAAAAUCAUCUGAUAAUUUAGAGAGAGAGAGAGAGAGAGACAGAGUACGAGAAUGUUACAGUGUUGUUACAGACCAUUAGAAUUUUGUUUCGGAGAAGCCGGUCGUGGAGGCAAAGGAAGUGAUGAUCUAUUAUGGCAUAUGGAUUUAAAGCCUCAUGCUUUUGGUGAUUAUUCAAUUGCAGUUGUUCAAGCUAAUUCAAAUCUUGAAGAUCAAGGUCAAGUCUUUACAUCUCCUUCAGCUACAUACGCCGGCGUUUACGACGGCCAUGGUGGACCGGAGGCUUCUCGAUUUAUCACCAGCCAUAUGUUUUCAUAUCUUCAUAAGUUUACAUCAGAACAAGGAGGGUUAUCAGUAAAUGUGAUGAAAAAGGCAUUUGAUGCAACAGAGGAAGAGUUUGUAAGAAUAGUAGAUCAAUCAUGGAGAAGUAAACCACAAAUAGCUUCAGUUGGUUCUUGUUGCCUUGUUGGAGCAAUUUCGAAAGAUAUGUUAUAUGUCGCGAAUCUAGGCGACUCGAGGGUAGUUCUUGGCCGCAGAAUGUCAAAUAGUAACAACAUAGAGGCUGAGCGGUUAUCGAACGAUCAUAAUGUCGGUGAUGAGGAAGUUAGGAAGGAAGUUGUGGCGCUUCACCCCGAUGAUUCUCACAUCGUGUUGUACACUCACGGUGUUUGGCGUAUAAAAGGGAUUAUUCAAGUAUCAAGAUCAAUUGGAGAUGUGUACUUGAAGAAGCCAGAGUUUAGCAAAGAUCCUCAUUUCUGGCAAAUAGGUUUACCAAUUUACUUAAAAAGACCAGUUCUUUCAUCAGAUCCUUCAAUUCUAUCAAGAAAACUUAGCCCACAAGAUGCUUUUCUAAUAUUUGCAUCUGAUGGUUUAUGGGAGCAACUUACUGAUCAAGAAGCUGUUGAAAUUGUCAUGAAAAAUCCAAGAGCUGGAAUUGCAAAACGAUUGAUUAGAGCUGCAGUUGGAGAGGCAGCAAAGAAGAGAGAAAUGAGUUACGGAGAAAUGAUGAGAAUUGAGAAAGGUACAAGGCGAAGUUACCACGAUGAUAUAACCGUGAUAGUCCUUUAUCUCGAUCAACAAAGAAGAGAAGACCGGAAAGGUCAAUGUGUGAUCGAUUGCACUAACGCACCUGUCGAUGUUUACUUACUUAAUACAGACGAAGCAGACACUGGUCACCUCCUUAGAACAGUGGUUACUUAAUUUUGGUUGUUUAAGAAAGAAUUUCAAUAUACUAGGUUUCACUAUUGAUAUGUUAUAGGCUUUUGUUUAGAAAUUGCUCAAAUUACUCGUUCAACUUAUGCGUGUUGAUUUUCAAAUAAUACCCUUGUUUAUUUGUACAUUUUUUCG
Impatiens glandulifera is the source of this 1350-nucleotide messenger RNA. RefSeq names its product probable protein phosphatase 2C 63. Gene Ontology annotation, molecular function: protein serine/threonine phosphatase activity; cation binding. The coding region runs from base 58 to 1203 and encodes 381 amino acids. The transcript is spliced from 4 exons. The record is from RefSeq and is a predicted model, not a curated record. NCBI's taxonomy places the organism in Eukaryota, Viridiplantae, Streptophyta, Magnoliopsida, Ericales, Balsaminaceae. Gene Ontology annotation, biological process: protein dephosphorylation.